GCGGUUUGUUUCCGAGUGUCCCGAGGUGUCAACAAAACGUUAGUCGCGGUGGAACUCUUUCGUGAAGAAAUGGUGAAAGAAUUGUUGGAAAUUGCAUCGAAGGGUGAUGUUGAAAGGUUAAGGGAACUAUUUGAAGAUCCAGAAAGUUUGUAUUCCACGGAUCCAUCGCAGGCGUUGAACAAAAGAGAUGCAGAAGGUAAAUCCGCGCUGGAUAUUGCUGCCAUGUUGGGUCGGAAAGAAAUGGUUCGAGAGCUUCUAGAACGUGGAGCAGACAUUAAUAGCCAAACCAAGAGAGGUACGUGACAAACUUAGUUCUUACGAAGAAAGCAUUUAAUUAAUGGUUCGAUGUUUUAAAUGUGUAAUUGCAGCUGUCUGAUAUUAUGGGGUAAUACGCGGUCAUGUUGAAACGUAGACCAUGCAGACUGUAGACUGUAGACUAUGCAGACCGUGCAGACUGUGCAGACUGAGUGUUGUUUUUUUACUUUUACCUUAAUUUUCUAGUAAAAUUUCUACUAUAGUUUCCUGCUUCCUCUCAUUAUGUGCAAUGUGCAUCACCAUCAUAUGUGCACUGAUGUGUACCUGCAAGGGUCAUGGGUCUGGGUAGGAAAUGAGAAAAUCACAGGCUCAUGUUUACCGGCAGAUGUAAAAGCAGUUUCGCGUGCUUUUAGCUGCUUUCACGUAGGAGCAAGCACGAUGGAGGAAGGUAAGCUGUUUCUUUCUGUAACUGUAUUAUAUUGCCACGAUUAUUUAUUUUUUUAGUAGAAGAAGCUUUUUCAGCUUAAGUGACUAAAACCCUUAUCGGCUUGCUACAACGGCUACGAGAGAGACAUUUCCUCAAUUUCCUUGAUUAUUGAUGAUCCUCUAUGGUUUCACUCUGUAAUUAAAACUGGUGCUGCCGUCAUUUCUUCAAAUCUUACAGAUACCGAUGUCAAGGCCCAUCUCUCAAACCGAGACGUUUGAGAGAUGGGCCUUGCUUGUAAAUAAGUCAACGGUAUAUCUAUCUUAAAAUAAAUAUUCUGAUUUCCACGUGUUUGGCGGUUCCGUAAGCAUCAGAAUUAAGAGAAGAAGGGCAGCGACUUGCAACUUCUCACAGAUAAUAUUCAAUGAAAUUAAGACAAAAUAUACCUAAAAUACACGGCGGGGGAUCUAGUUCAAUGCGCAUUAAAACCCCCUCCACAUCUUCAAGUUGUACAAAUAAUACAUUUGCUGCCUAAACAAAAACCAUGAUACUCGAACAAGAUUGUCGGUUUCAAACCACUACCACUUAUUGGCGUGAAUGCAUGGAGCAAAUAUAAUUGUCGCUCCCCGAGUGAAAACCCACCCAGAAGGACACUCUUGAUCGAAUCGAAUAAAAAAAAUACAUAAACAAGUCUUACGCGAAUCUUCCGAGCUAACAACGAUGACAUCGGUAUAUGUAAGAUUUGAAGGAAUGACGGCAAGUCACCAGUUUGAAUUACAGCGUGAAACCAAAGACGAUCAUCAACAAUCAAGAAAAUUGAGGAAAUGUCUCUCUUGUAGUCGUUGUAGGAAGCCGAGAAGGGUUUUAUUUCAGGUCACUUAACCUGAAAAAGCUUCUUCUACUAAAAAAAUUUAAAUAAUUGUGGCAACAUAAUACAGUUAAAGAAAGAAACAGCUUACCUUCCUCCACCGUGCUCACUCCUUCGAGAAACUAUAGUGAAAAUUUUACUAGAAAAUUAAGGUACAAGUAAAAAAAAUAACACUCAGUCUGCACAGUCUGCACAGUCUGCACGGUCUGCACAGUCUGCAGUCUGCAUGGUCUGCGUUUCAACAUGACCGACCCAAGCAAGUGGCGAAGCCGUGAGGGGCAGAGGAAAAGAGAGCUUGCAACGAUCUCUCAUAAAAUUUCAUUUGUACUUCGCCCAGACGAAGGGAAAUACCAUUGGCUGAGAAAUGAUGUUCCGAAAAACAAAGUUGAUUGAUAAGAGGCCAAGCUGGCACCCCCUUCGCCUGUGUGACAAGUUUGGUUCUCAGGGGGAUCACGAGAACUUGUUUCAGCCCUCAAAGCAGACGAGGGGGCUCAUUUGAUUUAGUUCUUGCAAAGAGAAUAUUGCCAGGCGAGGAUAAGUCGGACCGAUUUUAUAGUUCGUUAGUAAUUCGUUUGUGUCAAGCGCCUUGUUUAAUUGAAAACGAGAAGAGUGAAAGUAAAGAGAGGUUCAAGCGCCCGGUUCAAGUUCUUCCUCCUUAUGUUGGUUUCUUUGCACGAUUGAAUUCCACUGGGUAGAAAAAUUCAGAAACAUGUACUUGACAGUGUAGCUGUGUAGCUUAACUGUAAAGAAGGACCGUGAAGAGAAAGAGUUGCCGCGUAGUAACUGGAGUACAACUUGAGAGAACUAAUUCCAGGAAUAUGCUAUUCUCCAGUUCCGGAACGGACAAAUAUAUACCGGCGGUAAUGUUUUUGUUGGUAAUUGCGACAACUUUUCAAAAGUAAAUGAAACGAGAAUCAAAGUAUUUAGUUUUCAUCCAAGCAGACACGUUGAAGUUCGAUGUCCCCAUGGAAAAAAAAAGCGUAUCAGUGAUUAAUAACAAUGCUUUAGAUGCUGUUGCGAGAACGAUUUAUAAAUAGAUAAUUCUACGCACCCUUGGCUGUCUAAACUUGACAGGAGUUUGUCACUUUUCUAAUCGGCGGGACGUUUGGAAAUGAAAAUUUAUGAGCGAUCGUUGCAAGCUCUCCUUUCCUUAAUGAGUAAAGCAUAUACCCGUUUUCACCCAAUACGGCGCCAAAACCCUACCCUACCCUAAGUGAAAAGUAACACAGAUAAAAUCGAACAACAUUUCAGUGUUGUACAUGUUGUGACACCGUUUUCAAGUUCAAAAAGUAUCUGGUAGAUAAAAUGUCCGAAAAAGUUGUCUCAUAUUUUCUAAAGCAUGUUGAGAUUAACAUUAUAAAUUGUGAUCUAGAAGCUUUUCACUAUUAAUUAUUAUUAUUCUCUUUAUUAAUAAUAAUAAUAAUAAUAACAAUAAUAAUAAUAAUAAUAAUAUUAUUAUUAUUAUUACUAUUAUCAACAAUUCUCUAUCAUUAUCACAACUGUACUUCACUGUGAUGAUUAACAAAACAUUAAUAGAGGAUAUUACUUGGCUGCACAGAGAUGUCAAAAAUUAUUUCUAUUCCUGAUCUGACACCUGGUAUUUCAUUUGUGUUUAUACAAUAAGAAUCUCUUUUUAAAGUUUGAAACCAAAAAAAACCCAGCCCAUUUCCUCUUAGUCAAGACUGUUAUUCCCAAACUGGGUGACAUAUAUUCUGUUUUUUUUUAAUAAGAAACAACCAAAUGACCUAACUAAAAUACAAGGUUAUUUUUCGUCAGAAACGACAUGUUGUACAGAUAGAAGUUGGCGUCUUUCAGUUUAAAGGGGAUCAACGAAAACAGCUAAUUAUACCUGAAUAUGCUUCAAGGAAGUUCAUCACUAAAUUGAAGCUUCUGCAGGGGUGGUGGGGGUGGUGGUUUAUUGUACCUUGUGGCUCACUGAUUUAAUCUACAGCAUCCUGAUAAAGUCAUGAUAUCUUAAUAACAGGUUACACAGCUUUGCAUAGAGCAGCAGUGUGGGGGCACCCAGACUGUCUGAAAGUGUUAAUAACAAAUGGUGCAGAUUUGCAAAUCUGUAAUGUACAUGGUGAGAGAGCAAGAGAGGCAGCUGCGAGGUAUCAAAAAGACAGCUGUGUUGAUUAUCUGGACCGUGCAGGUAGUACACUUUCUUAUUACUGUUAAUCUUGAGAUUGCUGAGUUUGUCAACCUGGUUCCCAGGGUUCUCUCCUAUGUCCCUACAGAGCAAGCAAGAGAGAGAGACCCUGGUUGGGUCUGGUCAUGUGUCUCCAGAACAAAAUUAAUUCUGAGGGAGGAGUCCUUUGUCUCUCUGUUUUACGUCUGGCUCGUUUUCACCGUUCAUACAAUCAUCGUAAGAGCAAGAUAGAUUUGCUAACCCUACAACUGUAACUGAAACCAUGGGAUAUUUCUGCCCAAACAGAACUGCCACUAGAUAAACAAUCGAAUUUUUUACCAGGGAAGAAAGCAAAACCUCGCGUUGUCGCGGUUUAACGGGCGACAUCAAUCACUAAAAUCUGUUAUCUUGAUUUCUACACAAGCGUGUAGAUGUUUAUAUUGAAGGGAAAAUCCCUGUAUGUUAAACUUGCUUUGAAAGUAUCAAUGUUCGCCUGACAGUGGCUGGUGGUAAUGGGCCGAAUCAGUAUACUGCAAAACCUACACCAUUAGUGGUCUUAGUGGUUCAGUGUGACAAAAAAUAGCGGGGAAUUUAUAUUACACUUACUGAAUGGUCAAAAUAAUAUUUGAGAUCUAGUGACUUUACGGAAAGCUAUAAUCUGAAAUGAAAUGUCAGCUUUCUCUACCCCCUAUCCUUUGUUAUGAUGAGCAAUAGAAAAAUGGAUCGCUUUUGGUGGUAAAUAGAGAUAUAUAGUGCGUACCUACAAAUGCAGAGAAUGACCACAACGUGACAGAUGACAACAGGAAAUCUUGCAGUAUAAACAGAGACAAAACAGACAACCUAACCCUCCAAGCGAAAGGCUUUCUAGUAAAUGGUCCAGUGAUUUCUUAAAACCCUCUAAAGCAUACCUAACCCUCAAGAAAAUUAACAAAAGGAACAAUAAACGGUUGGUGGUCGUACAAGCCAUAUUUUUAUUUUUUAACAAAGAUGCGUACAGCCGAUGAUCCUAUUGAUUUUAAACGAUGACAAGGAAACUGAAAGACACAAAGCUGUAGAUAGAAAAUACUCUUUCAAGAUUUUGUUUACCUCUUUUCAUUUGAACAAUCAAACUGCGUCUGGGCAGCGUAUUCUCUCUUCCUAUUUAAUUCAUUUCUAAGGUCGGUGAGGAUGACGACACUUGAUACAUCUUUUCAUCACAUUUUGGAAGUGCUUGAUCGUAGCCUUGAAAACACAUGCAUUUGUUUUCUAAUGUGGCCUGCACAACAUAGAAAUGACAAUUCAAAUCCAGUCCGUUUCGGUAUGAAUACCACUGCCUAAAUCAUUUUUGAUUGCACAAGCGGUGAAUAUGCGAUUUCCUCUACAUGUACCAUGAAGAGGAAAGCAUUCCCGAUAGAUUAACAUCCAGAUAUUCUGCAGUUUGUUACGCUUUCAUUGUCAAAUGAUUUUGUGAAUUAUUUUUGGCGUUCAAGGUUUUGUCUUGACUAGUCUGGGAACUAUGAAAAACAUGACAAGGUAAGGUACACAGUCUCAUGGCUGUACUUUGACUGACCCGUCUAUGCUAUGUGGAGACAAAUCUCACACUUACAGUACCUGUCCUCCCCCAAAUUGUGUGUUUGUAAUCUCCCAGAUUCUGGGAGACACGUGACCAGACCUAACCAGGGUCUCUCGACGGGUAGGAGAGAGAACCUGGGAAUGAGGUUGCUAAGUUUGUGUGGUUAUUAGGUCACACCAGAGACCAGGCAGCAUCCCGGCUAGGUAAAGUUAUUCCCUUGCCUAUUCACUCCUUGUCAAAACACAAGAAUGUAAAGCAUAAUAACUUACCACAGGGCUCAUGCCCUCAUUAUGCUUAAACCAUUCACAAUAGAAAUUCCAGUAACCACCCAUCCUCAGAGACCCAGGACCAGAGAGAUAGUAUUUUGAAAUGAGGAGUUUAUAUCAAACUGAAAGUUUCCUGACUGACAUUUCUUUGGUGGAUGAACCAGACAACUAUGGCAAGACAAUAGCCAUUGUGUACAAACAUACAAAAAUUAAAGAACUCAAGAGAUGCUGUUCGCCUAUUGGGCACAAUAAUACAAAGCAUUCUUUGUGCCCAAUCAGGAGCCAGCAUUCGCUUGACCAUUUCGAAAUGUUCCGUUCAGAUCCUUUACCCAGGCGCUCUUUCUCCCAUGCUUGAAAACCUUCUACGCGCCUUUUCUCCCCGCCCAACUGACUCCCCCCGCGUCUCCGAGGAUGGUAGCCACCCAACUGGAUAUACAAUAUGUCCAUUAGCGUGCCAGUUGUUAUGUCAUCAGUUUUAAUAAUAACAGAACGACACCUUGAUUUUCGUUCCUUUUUGAAAGUGCUUCAAAGUUACUGAAUGUUUGCAUGUCUUUUUUGUUUUAGUAGACAAACAUGUCACUGAACUUUGUUUCCCUAUUGUUUGCUUAGUUUUAAAAAAAUAGUGUAUGCAAAAAAUGUCCACUUUGCUAGCGGCAUUCUUUGCAAUUUUUUUUCAUGCAUCAGAAACAAAAGAAACCUUCAACUUGUGUUUUGUGUGGUGGGAAGAGAUUCUUCAAUCUGUGGCCAUAAUGAAAACGAUUUUGUCAAACAGGUUAGAGGAAAAUGAGAAGACCAUAUAAAGUUGACCCAAAAGUUUCAAUGAAAGCCUUUUUUGAAACCAACCAAUACUACAUAUAUUUAGUCUAGUGUUUGCAGAAUAGUAGUGAUAGUAUUUUAUUACUCUAAUUUUGCUUUUUCUAGAAGCACAGCAAGCCCUGUUAUCUGUCAUAACCUCCAUGAAGGACACCAUAUCUGAUCCAGAGAAGCAUAUGGGCCGAUUUACUCGAGAGGACAAGGUUUGUGUUAUCGGCAGUUAGAUUUUCUUUUGUCUUCCCAAUUUUUUUGCGCACCAGGUGGGUAGAAGGAGCUGUGGACAAGAUUGUCAUGCUCCAAAAAACUAUAAGCUCCCCCUAUCCAACUGAAGGAGUUCUGUCAGAGGGUUGUCCAAUCCUAGAAAGGGGGUACUCCCUGUAAUAGCCUAUAUAGGGAGACCUUUCCCAAAAGGGGUAACUUUUUUAAACUUCAGGUAUAUAAAAGGGUAGGGGAAUAUGUCUUUUUGGUUUGUACAUAGAGUUUCGUAAGGUUUUGCAAGACAUUUUUUUGUAAAAUCUUGUGUCCUUUUUUCUUGACAGUUGAGUGGAAAUAGAUUCUGUGAUGAAAAGAAUGACUGGUUGGAAUCGCAUAAAGAGAAUGCCACAGUUGAAGAGAUCAACAAACAAAAACGUGAACUUGAGGAGCUGUUAAAACCUAUUUUGAGCAAACUAGAUGAUUCAGGUAACUUUUUCCUAAUAAAA
Porites evermanni is the source of this 7007-nucleotide messenger RNA. NCBI's taxonomy places the organism in Eukaryota, Metazoa, Cnidaria, Anthozoa, Scleractinia, Poritidae. The record is from the annotation of a GenBank genome assembly.